CUGUGUUCUGACAGAUCUGAAUGUUACUAUGGGAAUUCUCCACAGCAAUGACCCAACAGCAAGGAAGGAGUACAAGAGAAGCCUGUCUGCUAUGUAUGUCACAUCCGAUCGGCCUUCCAGACUGCAACAACACAGCUCUGUCCCAAAGAUUUUCAUCAUGUUCUGUGUUGCAGUCCUGGUUACUUUUCUGGGGCUGGUCCAAGGCACAUUUGUGGUCACCUCACUGGCUGAGAAGAUGACUGGAAGUUUAUCUGAGCAAGGCACUAUCGUCCCGGCUGAAAUUCGGCCAUGUGUAGACUGCCAUGCGUUUGAGUUCAUGGAACGAGCUUUGCAGGACAUCAACACAGCAGCUAACAAUUUGGACUCUCAGACAGAGAAGCUUCUUCUGAGGACAGAGCAACGGAGCCUAUGUGACUGCACUGUGUGAAGCCAGGAAGCAGAAAAAAACAGCUGCAUUACCAAGACUAG
Messenger RNA from Nanorana parkeri, 468 nucleotides. RefSeq names its product neuropeptide-like protein C4orf48 homolog. The transcript has 4 exons. The record is from RefSeq and is a predicted model, not a curated record. The coding region runs from base 29 to 427 and encodes 132 amino acids. Lineage: Eukaryota; Metazoa; Chordata; Amphibia; Anura; Dicroglossidae.